Acipenser ruthenus (sterlet) is the source of this 8687-nucleotide messenger RNA. RefSeq names its product tetratricopeptide repeat protein 9A-like. The record is from RefSeq and is a predicted model, not a curated record. The transcript is spliced from 3 exons. Lineage: Eukaryota; Metazoa; Chordata; Actinopteri; Acipenseriformes; Acipenseridae. Bases 245 to 967 code for a protein of 240 amino acids. Gene Ontology annotation, molecular function: protein binding.
CAGUAUUAGGUACCCACAAUGCAAUGUGCGCAGGAGCCAGCAUUGUGUCGCUGUCCGUGGUGCUGAUGUGAAUGUUGUAGCUGCGAGUCGUCGUGUACUGGUGCUUCUGGAGGAGUGAGCGCCGGAGCCACAUCGCAUCGGAAAGCAAAACAGAACGGGAGAAGGGAGGGCUGCCGCGGCGACUGUUUUUGUUAUUUGUUUGUUUUUGUUUUUUGGAGGGAGAAGGGGGGGUCUCGCAUCCUUUAUGCACAGUACAUUGUUUCAGCUUAUUCAGAGAAAACAGGCAUUUGAAUUUAAAAAGCAUGGCCAGCCGCUGCCAGUGAAAGACAUGGAAGCGAAACAGCAUACCAUAAAGAGCUUGAAAAGCUACCCAGAGGCUGGGGGCAGGAGCCUGGCCGCGGCCGCGGGUGGGGACGGCUUCCGUGCCAAAGCAGAGGUGGAAAUGGAGUCAAAAAUCCAAAAAGCGGUAGAGUUUAAGGUGGAGGGAAACCGCUGCUACAAGGAGAAGAAAUUCAGGGAGGCGAUUGGGAAGUACCACCGGGCUCUGCUGCAGCUCAAAGGGGUGCACGCCGGGGAAGGGACGACGGGGUCCGACGUGAAUCUGCUCAGCAAAGCCAACAGCAAGCUGACCGAGGAUCAGCAGAGGCUCAUUGAAAGCACGGAGAUGGAGUGUUACGACAGCUUGACUGCAUGCUUACUGCAGUCGGAGCUGGUGAACUAUGAGCGUGUGAAGGAGUACUGUCUGAAGCUCCUGGGAAAACAGAAGGAUAACUUCAAAGCCAUGUACCGAGCAGGCAUCGCCUUCUACCAUCUGGGAGACUACGACAACGCCCUGCUCUACCUGAAAGAAGCAAAGAGACGAGAGCCCACAGAUACGAAUGUGUUGCGAUACAUCCAGUUGACAGAGAUGAAGAUGAACAAGUGCAACCCGAGGGAGAGAGAGUGCAGUAAAGAAGCGCUGGGCUAGCUGCCAGACCCAUUACCCAUGACUUCCAGACUGUUUUGCUGUUUUUGCGAGGAUUCUGGCACAUGACCUCAUGUUGCUACAGCCAUGGGGGGAAAGUCAGGACCCUCUUCUUGGCAGAUCAGCGAAACCUUCACAACAGGAGCCAAAAAAACCCUGAAACUAAAUCAAGGAACACCGCAUCCCAUUAUACAAAUCAUGUAUGUUGCUUUUUUAUUUUUUAAACUAGACCGCUUAUCAGCUGAGACACCUUGGGACAAAUGCAGUACACUGUACUCUAGGAAUAAGGUCAAGUAAUGUUAUAUUGCUAGUGCGCUAAGAUUUUCAAAUAGCAAUUUAUAUAGUUGUCUGGUGUUAGCGAAAAGUGUAUCUUUCUAUAAUUCAAAAUGCAAGAUGGAAAGCAAUUAGGGGAAGUGUUGUGGGCCAAAUGGGGUUUAUUUUCCUGCGCCCUUUAUUAAACAAGCUUAAAAUUGUGAUUUCUUCGGGGCUAAGUGGUUUGAACUGCAGGCUAAUUCGCUAUCCUCUCAGGCCUUUCACUUUUGGAGGACUGAGUGGGGAUCCAGCUGCUCAAUUUUCAGUCUCUGCUUAGAAAGGCCCAGGAUGAAAUCUCAGACAGUGGUCAGGAUUGAGGUGUGCUCUCCCAUUCGCUUGCAGCCUAGUUAUUUAUGUGUGUGUGCAGCUCACUUAAAGUGUUUGUGUUUAACAGAAUAAUUCCAUAUAUCUUAAGUGUCAAUUUUAAAAGAAACACAUGUUAUAUCAAACAUGGAUUUAUAAAACAUGAUAGCCGGUACAAGACUCGUUUCCGGAAAGUUUUCACGCUCCAUGUCUUUCCACUUGCACUAGGUCGCUUCACCUCAGCAGUGUCUUCUGGGUCAUGUUCCUGGCUGACCCAGGAAGUUCAACACUAUUUAAAAGCAGGGCUUGCAUCAGAGAUUUCGUAACCAGAUGGUUGCUUGUGUUUCUUACAUAACUGCACAUUUGAGACCUAUACAGCUAAUGGAAGUGCACAACAGGUAGGAUCUAUGGAAUUACUUUAUGUUGUAAAACUGAAGACUUUAAAAAUGUCAUUGCCCUGUAUUAUAAUUACAGCCUGCUCACUGGCGUGCUUUCACUUUAUUUCUUCUUGAGUCAGGUGGCAGUUAACAAAAUAAUUCCAUAAAAAAUACCUGCUGUGCACUUUCAUUCACUAUAAAGAUCUCAUAUGUGAUAGAAACACAUGCUCUAGCAAACAUGCAUUUUAAUUAAAACACAUAUAUACAUAUAGAACUAUAUUAUUAUUAUUUGUUUAUUUAGCAGACGCCUUUAUCCAAGGCGACUUACAGAGACUAGGGUGUGUGAACUAUGCAUCAGCUGCAGAGUCACUUACAACUACAUCUCACCCGAAAGACGGAUCACAAGGAGGUUAAGUGACUUGCUCAAGGUCACACAGUGAGUAUGCCGGGAUUUGAACCAGGGACAUCCUGGUUAAAAGCCCUUUUCUUUAUAACAGUCUCAGACUUAAAUCAAGGCAAGCAAACAGUCUUUAAGCCUUAGUCAUCUGCAAUAAUUGGGCACUAGUGGAAUGCGGACAGGGGUGCAAAUGUACCCCACAUACAUAAAUGCGGUUAACUUAGAAUUUAAUGCAAAAUAACAAAACCAGUUUAUAUUAUUUUUUAAAAUGUCUUUAAAAUGCCACAGACACAAAUAUAAACCGCAUAAAUCAUUAUUAUAUUGUACUUGGAAACUUAACGUACAAAAUCUAUUAAAUAAAAAAUUUCUCUACACAUACUGUGCUUCAAUAUGAAGUUGCAUUGCACAUAAAAAAACGGGCUUCAGUCUUUUUGGCGAAAAUAAAAAACACAUUGCACAUACCUCAGAAAAAAAGAAAGAUUCCAUCCCUUUGAAAAAUAAAAAGAGAACGCCAGUCCAAAUAGCACCGUUAUCAGAGUCCUGUAAAGAGGGGCACAUUGACUGAACUGCCUGUCAUCUCUCUCAGUGCAUCGAUUCUACAAGUCAACAGAGUCUGAGUGGUAGCCCAGUAUAUGAAAUCAAUUUUUUUCGAUAAUGUACUAUAGGAGACAAUAAGCAGGCUACUGUAAAGAAUGCAGUACUCAAAUAGUGCUGAAAACGUAUGUAUUACACACUCACAGAAGCUCAUUCUAAGGUAGGAAAUUGACUACAUAGGGAUAAAAGAUGACUAUGUAGGGCUAAAUCAAUAAUUUUAGAAGUAAUACAGUUACUACAUCUCCCCCAGCUCCCCUGCAGCUCUCAUCACUAUUCUGCAAGUAAACAGGAGCUGUACGUGGCAGUCUAUACAGUAUAUGUACUCUUUCAGGUAAUUAGCAGGUUGCUGUAGUUAUGAAAUACUUGCUGGAAACGAAUGCAUAAACAUAGAUGGACACUUUCGUGAAACUAUUGGCUAAGCAAAUAAAUAAUCAAUAAUUUUAGAAGCAAUGCACUGUUUCUACAUCUCCCUCGGCUCUCCUGCAGCUCUCAGCAAUCUACUCUGCCAGUACGCAGGAGCUGUGAUUGUGGUAUGUCAAAAAUGUAGAUAUAAACCUCAUAUUGCAGAAAGGGGUGCAAACGCACCCCAAAAAAUGAUCUUGUGAACUUUGAAGAAGAAUUACUCCUGUUUCCCCGGUUGGACAGGUUCAUUCUGGGUAUCACAAUAAAGGUAAGCGAUUGAAGUUGAAUCACCUCUAAGGAUAUCAUGUGGUCUUCGAAGAGUCAUGAGCUAUGCUCAUUUAAACAUUUGCAUUUGCAGUUUAGUACCAGAUAUCAUGUUUUUAAAUAUAAAUCUUUGCUUCUUUCAAAAUUGUGCAUGAGAUCUACAUAGCGAGCAGACGUGCUCAACUGGUAAUAAUUAUGGAAUCGUUUAAUUAGCCAUAAUCCCUUUAAACUGGGGAGAGCUGAAGCAUAUAGAAAAUUAUUUAGUCCAGUCAUUGGUGUUAACAGCAAUAUAGACUGAAAUGCACCCAAUCCUAUGGUGUAGCUUACAGGUCUGAUUGCAGAUAGACCACUGGAGUAAAUCUGACCUUCAGCGCAGUAGGUGAUAAUCUAACAUUGACAAGAGAAGAACCACAGGAUCCAGAGAUAAAGAAGUGGAUUUAAAAGCCUUGCUUAGCACUAAUUUAAAACACUGUUCUACUGCUGUUAUAAUAACAUUAAAAAGGAGCAUGCUGUGCCCUUAAUAGUAUUUUUGUUUUACUUUUUAUCAGAACUUCAGAUUCUAGUGUUUUUACUACACCAGAGCUUGCACAUGACAUUCAUAACCUCCAGUCGCCGCAGGUAGUUGCAAGAGCGCGCUGCCAAGGACUGGACUGACUUGCUCACUCCAUUCAAACCAUAUGACAAAAAUGACCUUUCAACCUGUUCCCACCUACUCACCCUUUUUAUAUGUAGCACAGGUUGAACCAGCAGAUUUGAAGGGUGGAAUUGAAUGAGGAAGGCAGUUCAGUGCUGGGCUGCCCCCCCCCCCCAGACAAGCUGAAAGCAAGGGCAAAGUGAGGGAAGACAGAUAUUGAGAAAAAUGAUAUUAACUCAAUACUGGAGCAUCAACUGAUUGCAAACUUCAUAACAGGUGGAACAAAUAGCUUGAAUUACACUAGAAGCUGCUUUAGCUUGUGUAUGAUACUGCUAAGCUAAUUUACUGCAUAAUAUAUACUAACAGUUUUAAAACCAGUUCCUAUGUAAGUUCCCACAUCUAUUUUAGGAAUACAGUUGAAAUAAGUCCAAGAGGUGCUGUUAAUAGAACGAAAUGCUGUGUUAGGGAUGCAUAACACAUUUCAAAUGUAUUUGAAUUGUCAUCCAUCGUGUCGAAACAGCCAGUGUUCUGCACUUUAGGCAUCUUUAAGAUCAUGUCAGUGACUUUCAAAAUCACCAUUUCUGAUAUUUAUUUUUUCUGGUAAAAAAAGAACAAAGAACAGAACAGUGUAAAACAGUCUACUCCGUGAUGCACCAUUUGACCAGCAGAGUUGUUCAAUAAUGUCAAUAUUUAAGUAGAAUUGAAAACAACGCAAAACAUUGUGUGUGAAUUAUGAAUCGCCUGUAUAUCUUUGUCCUGCUUCCAAACUGGUGUAUUUAAUUCAAUGUGGAUGUACGCCCUCCUCUGUUUUAACUUUGUCUGUAAUUCAAUGUGGAUGUAUGCCUUUCUCAGACUGUCAGCCCCAGUUUGCGAGACGGUCUUGUCUUCUGUUUAGCAGCACUUGUCUGGCUGUCAGAGUCUCUCAGAAAUAGCUGCCUCUAACAAGGCUGGGGCUGACCUCUUUUUGUGUGUGAUGUGCAGGGUGAGUCUACUGAAGCUGAUGUCUUAUUCCGACUGCAGGUGUUUGCACCCUGGGCAUUCUGAGUUCUUUGCGGUCAGUUAACCAUACAAAUGAGCCGUCUCUGUGACAGUAAUAGCGUUUGCUGAAUGAAACAUUUUAGGAGAGUAUUGUUCAAGUACAAAUGCACAUGGCAGUCAGUGCACAAGAUCCAAUUAUUUCUGUUGUUGUGUGCAUGUGGUGUCUUUUGUAUUGUGCCUAUUUGGCAAAUUAUGUGAAGUGACACACAGUAAGAGAAGCCCUUUGAUUUUCAAUUAAAGAAAACUGCUAUACUCCAGCUUUUACUGCUUUAUGAAUAUCCUGGUAUUUUUCUCAUAUAUACACAUCAUUCACGCCCAUUUUCCUUUUUUCAAUUUUGAAAUAAACUGAAUAAAACCCAUCAAAAUGAAGAGGGCCUUAACCCAACACACAAAGUACUGUAUUAACUAGUGCUUUAAAAUGUGAUUGUAGAUAACUGAAAAACUCCAUAUAAUUUCCAUGCCAUUUAGUCUAUGACCCUUAUAAAAGUUUAUGACAGUAAAAACACAGCAAAGUGUAAUAAUGAAAGCAUGCUAACACAUAGGUGAGCAUUGCAAAUCCUAGAGAGGUCUGGUAUUUAGAAAAACCAAUGGAUAGUAUAAACCUACACAAUUGCCAUGCAAAUGUGCUGCAGUAAACUUUUAUAAGGGAGAUUUCAAAUGUGUAGUUUUGAAAAGAACAUACAUGUAUUUUCAUAUUGAAGCAUGCUAUCUAGUACUGCCCUGGCUUAACAUAAUCUCUGUUUGCAGGCUUUUGAUAGUCUCGCACUUUCUUAGUCAUUUUUCCAGGAUAGUGGAAUUGUCCCCGCCCCUUCGGGACCUUCUUUCCUGUUAACCAAUCCGCUGUUUCCUUUAAUGACUGACAUGCUUUGCAGCCAGUCAGACCCUUUGCCCCCGAAGACACUGACCUAGGAAGUGAAGCUGUAACAGAUCUCCAGGAAGGCAAGGCAAGCAUACUCUGAACUUUCUUUUACUGUUGCGUGUUUAUUUAAAAACAUUGUUUGCAAUGUAUUUGUUAGCUGCAACACCUUUUCAGGUGAUACCUGACUGGACAUUUGAAGGGUUUUGUUCUCCCAAUUCACGUCCUUCCUCUGUUCAAGGCAACAGGACCACACUUCCUGAGCCCACAAAGGAUCCAAUAGGUGGCGAAGAAUGCCAGUGCAAGCUCAGCUGGGGCGAAACUAAUAGCAACCAGGAUAUUCCAAGAUGUUUAAACUGUGAUAACUGUAAAAUGUAUAGAUGGUGGUGCUUAUCUUAUGAGACUCCAGGACAGUAUGUUGUUUUUAAAGCUAGACAUUGUAAUUCAUCGCUUUACCUACAUUAAAGCAAGUGCAAAGAGACAUGCUUGAAGUUCAAAGAAUCCUAAAAGGAGCUGACAAAUAUAGCCAUAGCGAUUACUUUAAGCACAGCACAGAAACCAGGACCAGAGGACACAGGUGGAAAUUAAAUGGAGACAGACUAAGCACAGAGGGUAGGAGACACUUCUGCACACACAGAGUGGUGAGAAUGGGAUACCUAGUCAUGUUGUUGAUGUUGAAUCACUGGGUUCCUUUAAGACCCGACUUGAGACAAUUCUGAAAUCAAUCAGCUACUAGGAACCGAAUGAGCACAGAUGGGCUGAAUGGUCUCCUCUUGUUAUUAUUAUUAUAUUCUUUGCAUUUGCUUUAAAAUACAGGCCCUGUGAGUGAAAUCUAUGUAAUAAUAUUAAUAGCUAUGUAUUAUCAAAUAUGAAGUAGACAGGAACACCAUGCAUCUUUAGACAACAAUAAUCAAUACACCGCGGUGUUCUAGAACUGCUUGUGAAUCAAUGCACUGUGAUUGGAAAACAAUAAAUAUGAAUAAUGACAUGGUGUCCGUUCCUUUGCAGGUUUUUUUUAAAUUAUGAUUUAUAAUAAAGUGAUGUGAUAUCAGGCAAGCUGAAAUAAACAAGUUCAGUUUUUUAUUUUAUUUUACUCACCACAUGAUCUCCACAACUAAUACAAUAUCAAGGGAAAUGCUAUAGAAAAUCUGAAAAAUCACAUUGGGGUCCCAUAAGCCCUGUGCAUUGCCCUAAUGAGCAGAACUAUACAGUAUAUAGACCCCAACAUUACCACAUUGGAUUUGCAUGGAUUCUGGCAUGGUAUCAUGAGUCUAUCAUGUAUUACCAGGAGUGUUUAUUGUUUAUACCAUUAUGAUACCAUUGAAGAUAUAUGCCGUUCUUGUUGUCGUACCAUUCUACCAAUGGCACUCGUUCCAUUCUGCCCAUUGUACCUUAUAAAUAGUAAAAGCAAAGCAAUAAAGCACAGUGCAAGCUUAGGUAAGCACUACCCAGAGAUGCAUGGUAAAGCAUACUAAAAAAAUGCAUAUAAAACCAUUAGAAAAUUACUGUGCAAAUUGACCAUAGUAAACUUUUAUAAGGGGGUGGGUUCUAUUGAAGAUCAUUUGGGAAGGUUUCUUGUGUAAAAUGGAAUUUUAACAUAAAUAUUUAAAAACAUGUCUACACCUCAUUAGCUUGUCAGCAUUUUGCUCUUUUUUUCUGGACAUAAUGUUGCUAACACGAGGUACGUUAUUUUGGUCUUUACACCUUUCAAGACGACAGAAUCCUAAGGGCUCUUGUGUAUGACUUGAAAUGACACACGGUCAUGUAAGCAGAUGCACAUCUAUGUAAUGCCAGAUGCCGUCUCUAUGGGGGAGCUGCUGGAGGGUCCGCAUAUCAGUUUAGCUCUAGACAUUCUCGUUGCUGUCUCUUUGUUAUCUCUCCACAGCUUUAAGACACAACAGUAUGACAUACCAUAGCAAUAGAGCAAACAAUUUCCACGUCAGAUUCAACUGAAGAACUGAGCGCAGUGUAAAAAGCACAGUAACCCUCUAGCGAUCUUAAGCUGUGUUUCUCCUGCCUCAAACCCUGCUCUGAAUACUAUUCCCCAAGAGCACUGUGCUGUUCCUCCCCUCCCUCUGCAAGCAGGUUGAUUUAUGAAAUGAUCUGCCGUUACUUUAAUUACAAGUGUAAGCAUUACUGUCAGUGGAAACGAUUACGAGGCUCGAGAGAACGGGGCUCAGAACACAUCUAAGCAUGCAGCUGAGAACAGCAACACUGGGCAAGUGCCACAUGUCUCACAGAGAGUGUGAGACUCUCACUGCUUCACCACAGGGAGCACACAGUGACCGGAGACCGUGUGCUAAUUAUUACACUAAAGAGAGUAAGGAUAUGGAAUAUCAAGCCUUGAUUAAUGGGUCAUCAAUAGGCUCAAUUACCCACAGAAACCAACUUGUUGUUUCAGUCUGCUGUGUGACACUGUGCCCCUACAGUGUGCCUUCCAUACAAGGAACCAGCUGUGUACGGGAGACCUGUCACUCUCGUAGGUGGAUCUGUGGAAAGUAUUUUGUACAUGUGGGUAACUGUGCCUGAAUGUGGAGCUUGUCUUU